AUGCAGGCGACUCGGAACGCGAUCCAUCUCCUGAGAUCGUUGUCCUCUACCUCUCCGAUCUGCGCCCAUGGAGGUAGAAGAGGAGGCCUCCUCUACGCCGCGGGUUCUAGGGCUUUCGCUCAGCACGCCGCCGCCGCCGCGAGCUCCGCCCUCGACAAGCAUGAGGCCACCGAUCGAGUCCUCGGCCUCCUCAGAUCCAUCCCCUUCGUCGAUCCCGCCAAGCUCGCGAUUGAUAUAUUUCAUACUUCAGCUUUUCCAAAUUUUAGGAAGAACUUUAAAUACCCCCUUGUGGUGAGCUCAACUGCGAGCUUUAAGACUGAUCUGAACUUGGACAUGCUCGAUAAUGUGGAAGUCAUAGCAGCGGUCGAAGAGGAAUUCGCAGUUGAGAUUCCAAACAGUGAGGCAGAGAAAUUUUCGACAACUGCUCAGCUCAUCGACUAUAUUGCUGGCCACCCUCAAGCCAGAUGA
Molecule: messenger RNA, 468 nt
Organism: Ananas comosus (pineapple)
Lineage: Eukaryota; Viridiplantae; Streptophyta; Magnoliopsida; Poales; Bromeliaceae
Product: acyl carrier protein 2, mitochondrial-like
Exons: 3
Coding region: 1-468 (155 amino acids)
Biological process (GO): fatty acid biosynthetic process
Cellular component (GO): mitochondrion
Molecular function (GO): acyl binding; acyl carrier activity
Source: RefSeq, a predicted model, not a curated record